AGGCCGCCUUGGCUCCAGCGGGGCCCCGACCCCUCGCCGCCCGGCAUGGUCGCGGCGGCGGCGGCCUGCGAGGCGGGGGAUGCGGAGGCGCCCGCGAGGCGGGAGGGGGAGGCCGGCGGCGCCCCAGGAGGCGGCGAGGGCGAGGCGAAGAAGAGCCCCUUCGCCAUGGCGCUCCUGCACAUCAAGUGGGCCUCCUUCCUGCAGAGGGCGGGGCAGUUCGACCGCGCAGUGGAGCACUUCACCAAGUCGUCGGAGUUCCACCCCAACGCGCGGGCAUACUUCGGCCUCGGCACGUGUCUUGCGGCGCUGCGGCGGCGACAGGAGGCCGCGGAUGCGCUGGCACGAGCCGUGGAGCUGAGCCCGAAGAUGGUGGCGGCGCGCGUGAAUCUCGCGGGGGUGCUCAUCUCGCUGCAGCGCUUCGAGGAGGGGGCGGCGCACUGCCGGGUCGCCCUGCAGCGCGAGCCGCACGGCCGCGAGGCGGUGAUGAACCUGGCCAAUGCGCUGCGGAACCUCGGGCGCAGGUCCGAGGCCAUCGAGCUCGUGUGGGAGCACAUCCGCGGUGCCGAGGCGGACGCAGCCGCGGACGUUGACGCCGCCGCCGCCGUGGAACCCUCCGGCGUGCAGACGUCAGGCGCAGCGCCCGCCGCGGCGGGCGGCCCGGCGGCAGCGGGGCAGCCCGUGGGCGGCCAGAGGGCCGCGGUGCGCUGCAGCGACUGGCGGGGCUGCCGAGACGCGCCGCUGCCCCUCGCCGUGGUGUGCGUCAAGUGGGGCAGGCGGUACGGCGCUGAGUACGUGAACCGCCUGCACGCCGGGGUGCGUAGGCACCUGCCGGCCGAGCGGGCGGAGGCCUCCUUCCUCUGCUUCACCGACGACCCCUCCGGCCUGGACGAGGGCAUCCGGGCAAUGCCCCUGCCCGAGGGCCUGCCGCUGUGGUGGGGCAAGGCGCACCUCUUCAGCGAGGAGGCGGGGCUGGACGGCCACCGGGUGCUCUACCUGGACCUGGACCAGGUGAUCGUGGGGAGCCUCGCGCCCCUGGUCAGUUACGAAGGGCCUUUUGCGCUGCUCAGCACGGACGGGAUCGCCUGCGAGCUGGCCGGCGGAGGCUACAACUCGUCCGUCGUCUCCUGGGAGGCCUCCCCCUUCUUCCGCGCCAUCUCCGCGGGGCUCUCCGAGGCGGUUCUGAGAUUCGUGCACCGCUUCGACCACUGGCUCGAGAUGAGCGUCGAGGGUGCGGACCUCUGGCAGCUGCUCCAGCCGGGCUGCGUCGUGGAUUACACCGCCGUGUUUCGGGGCGGCGUCUGUCUCGGCUCCGGGGAGGAUGAGGAGGUCGAGUCGCAGCCGCCGGCCAGGGGCGAGGGCGAGCAGGAGGAGGGAGCGGAGAGUGCGGUCGCCGCACCGCAUUGCGCCCCGAGGGAGCCGCCGCAGAGUGCGGCUGUAGUCACGUUUCCGCGGAACCCGAAGCCGCACGACGUGGCAGAGCGGCACGACUGGGUGAGGCUCCACUGGAUCGGGCAUGCGGGAUAGCGUGGGCGGCUCGUUCCUGCCUCCUCCUCUCUCCUCCAGUUUUGCUCCCU
Molecule: messenger RNA, 1574 nt
Organism: Prorocentrum cordatum
Lineage: Eukaryota; Dinophyceae; Prorocentrales; Prorocentraceae
Source: the annotation of a GenBank genome assembly